AUGUCUCGUCCGCCGCUUGACCGUAAUCUGGCCGCAAAUAUGACGGAAGGUUUGCAAGGUGCGUGGGCUUCUUUGAAUGCUCCUCGGUUGACAUCAUUGCCCGACCACCGCAAAACCGGCAGAACCAUCUUGGCCGGAUAUCAUCAGACGCAGCUGGCUCAAAAACUGACGAGUGAAAAUGAUAAUUCUGGGGAGGGAACAUUUCAAUGGACCAACAACAGUCAUGUACCAACCCACUCCCCCCCGCAACCCAUCCUCGUUGAUGACAACAAUACCGGAGCCCCUGUCCCCGCACCUGCCCCACGUGCCAAGCGACCUCGUCGUGUUGCUAGCCAGGCCAUUUCCCGCACCCCUCGAGUGCAUCCCGCAGGCCAUGAAGAUCAUGCUCACAUUAUUACCCCCAGCCGGAUCAUUACCGACUCUGGCGGGCGGCCAGGCCCCGCACUAGAUCCCCAUAUUCAACAGCCUAUUAUCACACCCACCCAUAUCGGCGGCCCGGUCAUCACCCCAAGUCGGAUAAUCGGUAGCCCGGUCAUCACCCCCAGUCGGAUAAUCCACAGUGGAAGUGGUUCCAGAGCUCCGAGCAUUCAUCGACAACCCAGUGUUGGUCCUAUUACCCAUCCACCCCCAGAUCCCAUGUCCGAAGACAAAACCCGGGAUGAAGAGCCGCCGCGCGGAUCAACCUCGGACGACAAGGCUUACAGUGUCUAUGGUAGUAUGGACGGUUUUAUCCGACCUCCACCGCCCCGCGGUCUUCCGAGUAUCACAAUUCCGAGCGAGGACCGGGAACUUCCCCCAGCUCACUCGCAAACUCCCUCAGCUGCCAACCGCCGAACCCCUGUCAAUCGCCAAACUCCUGCCAUCCCCCAACCCCCGCAAACGUCAGCAGCAGUACACCGUCCCCCCCAAACCCCAACUACACAUGUCCACACUCCUGCCCACGCAGCCCAAGCCCCAGCCCCACCUUGCCAAGUACUCCGAGCGGCCAAUGACCCACUGGUGGAGUCACUGCUCGCAUCGGCUCAGCUGUCUGAUACAGACUUACAGCUAGCGCGGCAACUUUUCAACGCGCCGGAACGAAGCCAUUGGAGCUUAACAGUUGUCAUGUGGAUGACGCAACGACGUGCCGCUGCAUUGCCCGCUGCUCCUGUUGCAGCCAACGGUACAGCUCAUGUGUACAGCCAGGUUUUCUGGACCCGAGUGCGCCAAACGAUCCGAGAGAUUCUCAUGCGAAGCACACUGGAAUCAUACAGCCGGGCCCAAUCAGCACACGGGCACAUCUUUGUGCAUUCUCCACUGCCCCUAAUCCAAAACUAUGUAUUGGAGCAAUCUCCAGCAUUCAGGAGACAGCACCUACCUGCGGGAAUCCCGCAAAAUAACAAAUCGAUGGCGGGGCUCGUGACCUUCUUACAAAGUAUGGUCAAACACGAACGCACUCAUAUGCGAAACUUGCUCUUGUCAAAUGUUCGACAGGAGUCUCGGCCUCAAGAGCUUGGGCCGGUCCCAAGGCUCUUUGACCUCAUCGUCACAAUCAAUCGGUCCUUCCAGCCAAGGGGUGUCCUGCGAGGCCCUGCCGAUAUACGGCAGGAUCUCAAUACGGGUGUGAUGGUGCGAAUCGCCAUGCUUCGACUACUCACUGUUCACCACCUCAUCCAUCGAGCCCCGGGCGACACCAGGUCCCAAUGGGACCUAAUCGACGAUCAGUUGGAGUCUGUUAGGCAGAAAUCAGAUGUUGAGCUACAAGCGUGA
Messenger RNA from Puccinia triticina, 1749 nucleotides. RefSeq lists its product as uncharacterized. The coding region runs from base 1 to 1749 and encodes 582 amino acids. The transcript is spliced from 10 exons. NCBI's taxonomy places the organism in Eukaryota, Fungi, Basidiomycota, Pucciniomycetes, Pucciniales, Pucciniaceae. The record is from RefSeq and is a predicted model, not a curated record.